Molecule: messenger RNA, 1253 nt
Organism: Malaya genurostris
Lineage: Eukaryota; Metazoa; Arthropoda; Insecta; Diptera; Culicidae
Gene: MED31
Product: mediator of RNA polymerase II transcription subunit 31
Exons: 4
Coding region: 467-1132 (221 amino acids)
Biological process (GO): regulation of transcription by RNA polymerase II
Cellular component (GO): mediator complex; core mediator complex
Molecular function (GO): transcription coregulator activity
Source: RefSeq, a predicted model, not a curated record
GCAGGCAGUGUGCGAUCUGUCAAAAUUCGCAGAAAAACCUUCGACGCGUCAAAAUCAAAAGUUUUUGCUGAAGUGCGGGUGUAGUGAAAAUUGUAGUUUUUCGUGCGACGUAUUCAACCAAAUUCUCGGCCCCUCCGAAUCCGGUGGAGUGUACCUCACACAUUUCGCCAACAGCCUAUGAUGAAUCCAUAUGGUUUUCCCUAGCGCUCGAACAAGAUCGAAGAAAGAUUGAUGUGUUAUUCUUAGUGCCUACCAGAGCUCGGGACUGGCCUCUCCUCUUGGUUGGUUUGUUUUGCUACUUUCUGCAUCUGGGAUACGUUCUUUCCGUAAGCGCACAUAUAAUCCUCUGUGAAAUUCCAUUAAGUUUUAAUUAUUCCUGACCGGAACGAGGCUUGCACUACUACAGAAAGCUUCCGGCGUCCUAUCUCGAUAACGAAUCCUAGGAAUUCGAAACUAGAACACAAUUAUGGCUAAUAAGAUGGUCGGGAAGGGUAAAUUACCCGUAGAAUCUGAAGAUGCCCAAAAACUACGCUUCCAAGUCGAACUCGAAUUUGUACAGUGUUUGGCGAAUCCCAACUACCUGCAUUUCCUUGCCCAACGGGGUUUCUUCAAAGAUAACGCCUUCAUAAACUACCUGAAGUAUCUGCUCUACUGGAAGGAUCCAGAGUACGCCAAAUACCUAAAGUACCCGAUGUGUCUGUACUUUCUGGACCUGCUGCAGUACGAACAUUUUCGGCGAGAGAUUGUGAACGCCCAGUGCUGCAAGUUCAUUGACGAUCAGACGAUUUUGCUGUGGCAGCACUACACCCGAAGGCGCACGCGACUUUCCUCGCUGGGUACGACCAGCCUAACUGGGCUUGCCGUCGGUGGACAACCGGUUGGUGGGGGUGUUCCAGGCACGCUCCUAUCGAAUGAUCCUGUUCCGUUGACGGCUAACAAUAACAACAACAACAACACCAAUAGCACGAAUGCCAACAAUAUUCAGCUGCAGUCUGUGCAGCAACAGCAGCAAAACGGGGGGACGAUGGUUCAACAGAAUGGGCUUCCAAACAACACCGGAAUGCCCGGAGUGGUCUUGGGAGCCGCUGGAGGCGGUGGUGGUGUCAAUCUCAGUGGGCAAAAAGUGUCCUAAGAUAAACAUUCAAAGCUGCCCAAGCUUUGGGAAUACUUCGCGUUUCGGAACGUUUAUGUUUGCUUGUGUAAAAAGACUGUUUUUUAAUUCUUAUAAUAAAAUAUGAUAGCGAUUGAAGAAA